AUGACGACUCCCGGCGUCUCUGUUGACCUGUAUUCGUACUGCCUGCUUCUGCAGAGCGAAAUUACUCGCCUCACCGACCGUCUCGACCGUCUUGAGUAUGGUACGCCUGCUCCACCCCCUGCUCCCCCUUCCCCUGGUCCUACAUUCCAUGGUGUCUGGGACGGCAGUCGCUGGGUUCUUCCAACGAUCCCGGCCCCUACCCCUGCCGUCAUUGCUGCGGCCCACACUUCCAUACCACUUGCCGAAACCUUCCCCCCUACUGCGCCCGACACUGUCACGCACUUCUCUUGUACGCUUGUGGUGCCUGACUCGGCUGUCGGGCAUAUCGUGGGUCACGGCGGCAAGGGUCUCCACCAAGCUCACGACACUUCCGGUGCUCAGUUGCGCGCGUACUCUGAUCGCGCUGCGCCUGGCGAGCGCCGGGUCUCUAUCCGGGGAACCGACCAGCAAAUCAGUGAAGCGCUUAUCGCGCUUGGGAAACGGUUCAUGCGCAAGCGUGUCCGUGCGAAGAAGCAACGUCAGCCACCGUCUGCUGAGGGACCUGCCCCCCCUCCUCCUGCCGCGCCUGUGCCUGUACCACGUGCCACGAAGAUGGAUGACGACCGUGCCCCUCUGCACCGCUCGUCCACCGUGAUCCACGCCCGGUCUCAGGUGCCCCGCGCCACCACUGCGGUUCGACCUGCCACUCAUCCGAGGGCCUCGGCCGCUGGUGGGCCAGCUGGGCAUUCGCGACUGUCUUCCCCCCUCUUCCCGUCUUCUCUACCCCGCCAACCUGCCGCCGCCACUACCCCACCUAUGCAGGCCGCGGCACCAUCUCUUCCUACCCCCCAGCCUUACCCUACUCCCUUCGCACCCUCGGUGGUUAUGGCCACUCCGUCGGCGCUGACCAGCGCGUCACCUACCCCGAUCGGCUCUCCUAUGCAGAUCGACGUAGCUCACGCCCGGCCGCGUAACCGGCAGACUGCCCGACGAGGGGGCGUACCUGCGCAGUCAUCGCGCGUCAUAGGCGACAACCUCUAUUUCCCUGGCGAUCCCGAAUAUGAGCCGAGAGCGAUUCCGGCCCAAACUGCGAGUUUUUACCCAAACCGGGCAAACUCGGGCUCUGCGAUGGCCGCCAAGGCCACGCGAUCGCGUCGUGGGGGGUGGCGUAUGAGCGUAGCGGAGCGGCCGGCAGUUCAUCGUCUCAGCCUGGUCGUUCAGCGCUCGGUCGGGACGCCCGGAACCGGUCUUCUCGGUCAAGCCGUGGCCCGUGAGCCAUUUCCAAUGGAUUCCGCUGGUGUGCGAAUCCAGCGCGCGUCAGUGGACACUGGAUCAUGA
Molecule: messenger RNA, 1317 nt
Organism: Mycena indigotica
Lineage: Eukaryota; Fungi; Basidiomycota; Agaricomycetes; Agaricales; Mycenaceae
Exons: 3
Coding region: 1-1317 (438 amino acids)
Molecular function (GO): RNA binding
Source: RefSeq, a predicted model, not a curated record